Brassica napus (rape) is the source of this 1789-nucleotide messenger RNA. Its product is annotated as transcription factor bHLH119-like. Lineage: Eukaryota; Viridiplantae; Streptophyta; Magnoliopsida; Brassicales; Brassicaceae. Gene Ontology annotation, molecular function: protein dimerization activity. The transcript is spliced from 7 exons. The record is from RefSeq and is a predicted model, not a curated record. The coding region runs from base 150 to 1625 and encodes 491 amino acids. Gene Ontology annotation, cellular component: nucleus.
CAUAUAACUUCAAUAUGAGUACUCUAAUAAGAGAUUUGGUGUGUAUAUAUAUCUCAAGAUAUGAAUCAACUAUGUUCCAGACUUGGGAUUUGACGAUGAUUCUUCUUCACUUUCUACUACUUCUACUUCUUCUUCCUCCUCCUUGAAUCAUGGGUGAAGAUGAUAUCGUGGAGCUCUUAUGGAAGAGCGGCCAUCUUGUUCGAAGCAGCCAGGCACAGAGACCCUCUGUUCCUCCUCCUCCUCCUGUUCUACGAGGCAGCGGCAGUGGCGGCGGUGGUAGUGGAGAAGAAAGUGCUCCGCUUCCGCUUCCUCCGCCUCUCCAGCAACCUUCCGAUGAUCAGAAUCUUUUCAUACGGGAAGACGAAAUGGCGUCUUGGCUUCUUCACCAUCAUCCUCUCCGCGAAGAAGAUGAUUUCCACUCCCAUCUUUUCUACUCCGGCGUCGUCUCAGCCGUCCCAUCUACUCAGCCGCAGGCCUCCGUCUCUCUCGCACCACCCCUACCGAUACCACCAGCUAUUCACACUCCAACGGCGGCGGAGAGAUCGAUGGGUCAGGUGAUCGUCGAGAGAAGGGGUGAGAACUUCUUAAACUUCUCGAGGCUAAGAGGGAACAUACAUACAAGCGGUGGAGUCGAAGUAGCAGCUGCACCGUGGGUUCCGGUGGUGGUUAGAGAUUUGACGCAGGUGGGAUCAAGCGCGACACCGUCGUCUUCGGCACCCGAGUCCUGUCUGACACCAGCGACGGUCACUGGCGGAGUCGCGCAGACUUUUGCAGUCCCCAGUCUUAGUCGGAAGGUGGUUGAGACGGAGACAGAACCGGCUCAGAUAAAACCAUCGACUGAGACUACGGAAGCUGCGGAUGAGAGGAAGCGUAAAGAGAGAGAAGAAGCCGCUGAAGAUACUGAGGAAACUGGUGAAGAAGCUCGUGGCUCAACUUCUAGGAAGAGGUCACGCGCUGCGGAAAUGCAUAACAUCUCCGAAAGGAGAAGGAGAGAAAAGAUCAACGAGAAGCUCAAGGCUCUCCAAGAACUCAUUCCUCGCUGCAACAAGACUGAUAAAGCUUCAAUGCUGGAAGAUGCUAUCGAGUACGUUAAGUCGCUACAGCUGCAAAUACAGAUGAUGUCAAUGGGAGGCGGGGGUAUGAUGCCGAUGAUGUAUAAUCCAAACAUGCAAUGUUUCAUGCCCCCCUCGGCAAUGGGAAUGAACCGGCCUUCAUUUAUACCUUUCCCCGGUACUGCUUUUCCUAGGCCGCCGGCUCACAUGGCAGCUCUAGGCCCACCUUAUCCAGCACCACCGCUAUAUCCUUUUCCAAACGUGCAUCAGCCUGACCCGAACCAGCCUCAGUUUCCGAGUUACUUGAAUCCUUACAGCCAGUUUGUUGGUCUCCAACAAAUGCAACCUCCUCCUCCUCCAUUGCAGAAACAAACAACAUCACAUAUGAGUUUCAGCCAGGCAAGUAGUAGCAAGGAACCUGAAGAUGAGGAUAACAAACCAAUAGGUAAGAAUGGAAUGGCCCAGAGGCGUUUCUUGCGAGAUGAGUUAAUGUUCACUAUUCUGACAGAUACAUCUCCAUCGCGUUGUUGCAGGUUAAAAAAAAAGAAUCAGCUCUCCAAGCAAAUGCACUAAGUUGAACCAGAGGGAUAAUAUGUAAAAUAAUAUAGUCGGUUUAUAUAGAGUAUGCGUUUGCGUUGUUUUUUUUUUGUUUUAGGCCAAUGAAUAUUUCUCUCCAGCAACUACAACUUUUGUAACGAAAACAAUAAUCAAGAGUGCUACUAGAACUUUUGUUUGGA